This is a messenger RNA of Fragaria vesca subsp. vesca, 1709 nucleotides long. RefSeq names its product UDP-glycosyltransferase 75D1-like. Lineage: Eukaryota; Viridiplantae; Streptophyta; Magnoliopsida; Rosales; Rosaceae. The record is from RefSeq and is a predicted model, not a curated record. Gene Ontology annotation, molecular function: UDP-glycosyltransferase activity. Bases 116 to 1543 code for a protein of 475 amino acids. The transcript has a single exon.
AUUUAAUCUCUUAAUAUCAUUUUGAGUUUCACUCCAUUUUCUCUUCACCAAUCAUUUGUACAUCUAAGACCUAAUUAUAUUACACAAAUUAACUCCAGACUCCACAACCACCACCAUGGUUCAACAUCGCUUCAUCAUGAUAGCAUUUCCAGCUCAAGGCCACAUCAAUCCCGCCCUCCAAUUGGCCAAGUGCCUCAUCCGCACCACCGGCGCUCAUGUCACGUUUGUCACCGCUGUCUCUGCCCUCCGCCGCAUGGCCAACGGUUCAACUACUCCUAGUGGCUUGACCUUUUCUCCCUUCUCUGACGGGUACGACGAUGGGGUGAAGCCUGAAGAUGAUAAGCAGCAUGUCCUUAAUGAGCUAAAGCAUGGAAGCUCGCAAGCGAUUGUGGGUCUAGUCCAUUCUGGUGCGAACGAGGGCCGCCCUUACACUUGCAUAGUGUACACUUUACUUCUCUCUUGGGUCGCAGAAGUGGCCACUGAGCUUCACCUCCCGACCGCUCUCGCUUGGAUUCAGCCGGCCACAGUGUUCGACAUAUACUACUAUUACUUCAACGGCUACAAAGAUCUAAUCAAGAACAAUACCGGUGCCGAUAACAAUGACCCUUCCUUUGCUCUAGAGCUACCAGGAUUACCUCUAUUGUUCAAGAGCCGCGACCUUCCCUCCUUCAUUCUAGCUUCGAGUCCUAUCAUACAUCGUUUGGUUAUCCAAAUGUUCGAAGAUCAGUUCGAGGACCUUGGAAAACUAAGCAAGCCAAUCAUACUGGUGAACACAUUUGAUGCACUAGAACCCGGGGCCUUAAAAGCAAUCGACAAGUACAACUUGAUUGGAGUCGGCCCUUUGAUGCCGUCUGCUUUCUUGGACGACAAGAAUUCAUCUGAUAAAUCUUUCGGAUGCGAUAUUUUCCAGAAAGCAAAAGAAUCCUCCUACAUGGAAUGGCUGAAUUCGAAGCCUGAACAGUCGGUAGUUUAUGUCUCGUUUGGAUCCAUUUCCGUGCUAUCCAAGAAUCAAAUGGAGGAACUUGCAAAAGGGUUGCUGGAUUGUGGACGUCCGUUUCUGUGGGUGAUUAGAGAGAACCAAAAGAAGGGAGAAGGUAAGGAAGAAAAAGAAGAAGAAGAGGAACUGAGUUGUAGAGCGGAACUAGAAGAGCUUGGGAUGAUAGUCCCGUGGUGUAGUCAGGUGGAGGUUCUUUCAAAUCCUUCAUUAGGGUGUUUUGUUACACAUUGCGGCUGGAAUUCAACCUUGGAGAGUUUGGUUUGCGGGGUUCCGGUGGUGGCGUUUCCUCAGUGGUCAGACCAAGGCACAAAUGCCAAGUUGAUAGAGGACUCGUGGAAGACAGGAGUGAGGGUGGAACGGAAUGAGGAGGGUGUUGUUGUGGGUGAGGAAAUUAAGAGGUGCCUGGAUUUGGUGAUGGAAAGUGAUAAGAUGAGGAGGAACGCUAAGAAAUGGAAGGAUCUGGCAAGAGAGGCUGUGAGUGAAGGUGGUUCAUCUCACAAAAAUCUGAAGGCAUUUCUGGAGGAGAUUGAAGAACGCUUACGCUAGAAGAACUAGGUUAUGAUCGAGCUUGACUGCUUGGGGAAACAAAAUGGUUGCUUAACCUUUAUUUUUUUUGUCUUUCUUUUGUUGCAUUAUCCUACUUCAUGUAUUCCUUGCUUUGUGACAUUAAGUCAUAACAUGAUAAACAAAUUCCAACAUUAAAAAAUACAUC